UGUGAACUGUGAAUGAAAUAGGGUGCCUACUGCCUAGAUGUGCGCGGUGGUCAAACCAAAUCCAUACAAUAUGAAUCAUAAUACUGACACCAUAGUCUUGAGUUACAAUGAAAGUCUUCUCAGACAAUCUGAUGUUGAUAUAUUGAAAGGACCAUUCUGGCUGAAUGACACCAUUAUAUCAUUUUUCUUUGAAUACUUAGAAACAUAUGUAUUCAAAAACAACACAGCUUUAUCAUUUGUGUCACCGGAAGUGACCCAAUGUAUAAAAAUAUCCCAACAGCAAGAACUCUGUGUAUUCUUGGAACCCCUUUUGAGCAAUGCCAAAAAAGACUUCAUUUUUUUCGCUUUGAAUGAUCAUGAGAAAAUAGACAUGUCUGGAGGCUCUCAUUGGAGUCUUUUAGUAUUUUCUAGACCUGAAAAAAGAAUUUUUCAUUAUGACUCAUCAAGUGGAAUCAAUGAAUUGCAGGCAUUCAAGUUUGGACAAAAAAUACUCAAAUAUUUUGCUCUCCCAGUUCAAGAAAAAAUUGAUAAUGUGUUGUGUCUCCAACAGAAUAAUGGAUAUGACUGUGGUAUGCAUGUUCUUUGUAAUGCAGAGAAUUUGGCUAGUUUUGCAGUAUGUAAUGGGAAGAUCAAGGGUUGGGAUUGCCCAAAGUUGAAUAAUGAAACAAUUUCAGCCAAAAGGUUGGAAAUUUUAGAUAUUAUUGAAAAAUUGAGAGUGAAGGAGCCUGUUGACCAUUUCAAGCAAAGGGAAUAAUAAUUUCACAUGAAGAACCCAUUAUUGCCUUCCAUAAACAUUCUCUAACUACUUGAUUGUUCCACAUUGCCAAUAAAAUCAGAUAGGUAUGUAUGUAAUGAAAUUGUACUGUUCUAAUAAUUAUUAAAUCAAAUAUAUUAUUACCAAAGCC
This is a messenger RNA of Phaedon cochleariae (mustard beetle), 905 nucleotides long. The record is from the annotation of a GenBank genome assembly. NCBI's taxonomy places the organism in Eukaryota, Metazoa, Arthropoda, Insecta, Coleoptera, Chrysomelidae.